Messenger RNA from Sceloporus undulatus (fence lizard), 9377 nucleotides. RefSeq names its product nuclear receptor subfamily 3 group C member 1 (gene NR3C1). The transcript has 9 exons. Lineage: Eukaryota; Metazoa; Chordata; Lepidosauria; Squamata; Phrynosomatidae. Gene Ontology annotation, cellular component: nucleus. Gene Ontology annotation, biological process: nuclear receptor-mediated glucocorticoid signaling pathway; regulation of DNA-templated transcription. Bases 535 to 2742 code for a protein of 735 amino acids. The record is from RefSeq and is a predicted model, not a curated record. Gene Ontology annotation, molecular function: zinc ion binding; sequence-specific DNA binding; DNA-binding transcription factor activity.
UGAAGGGAGGAGGAGGAGGAGGAGAGAGAGAGAGGGCGCGCGCGAAGGAGGCGGGGGCAGCCUCGGUCGUCGUCCGCCGUCGUCCAUUUUGUGGCUGUGGGGGGAAAGCCUUGGUAGAGAGCUGGGCGCAGACGGAGCGGCUGGAGAGAAGGGGGUGGGAGGGGAGGAAGGGAGAAGGGGGACGCCGGGUGCGAGGAGGAGUCCAGGGGGGAGAGAGGGAGCGUGUGACUGGAAUUAAUCGAGGUGCUUGAGAGAGAGAGUGUGUUUGGGGCCGAAGGGCAAGUGAAGGGUCUCUGGCACUCAGUGGGAAGGGAAGGGAAGGGAAGGAGGGGCGGCUGCCUGCUUCCCCCUCUCCCUGCUCCGCAGAGGGGCGUCUGCCUCCACCUCCGCCCCCCGGGCCCUCCUCUCCCAGCCCCGAGAGAGAGCCUCCUUCCCUCCCCGCCCCAGUUGUUUAUCCGCCGCCGCCGCCGCCGAAGGGUCCGCCAUGGAAGUGGGCGGCUAAAGGAGCCCCAGCGCCCCUCUGCAGACACGACAAUGGAACCCAAAGAGUCACUGAAGUCCUCAGGAGGGAAGGAAGCAGGAAAAAGUGCCCACUUCCGUGACAAAGGAGGUAUUGUGCUAGACUUCAAUCCAUCCUUGAGGGGUGGUGCUACUGUCAAGACUCCUGCAUCUACAUCUCCCCUGACUGUCUCUUCUGAGCCUGACUCCAUGCAACAACCUGUUCUGUGCGACUUGUCAAAGGGAUUAGGAAGCAAUGUGCCGCAGCCCGAUCUCUCUAAAGCAGUGUCACUAUCAAUGGGAUUGUAUAUGGGUGAAACAGAUUCAAAAGUGAUGGGAAACGAACUCGGAUUUCCUCAGAAGGGCCAAAUAAGUCUCUCUUCUGGAGAUACAGACUUUAGGCUCCUUGAAGAAAGCAUUGCAAGCUUGAAUAAGUCCUCUAGCCUGGCAGAAGGCUCAAAAGGUGCUGCAUCAACUGAUGCAUCCUUAGAUUCAGAAUUCCCAGGCAUGGCUAGUCGUGAUCUUACUUUAAAUCAAGGGGCUUUAGCACAAAGCCAGGUUGGCACAAAUGGUGGCAACUUGAAGCUGUUUUCUGAAGACCAAAGCACCUUUGAUAUUUUGCAGGAUUUUGAUUUGCCACCAGUGUCACCAGGAAAGGAAGCAAAUGGGAGUCCUUGGAGAAUAGACCCUGUACUGGAUGAAAGUAGUUUGCUUUCACCUCUCGGCGGAGAUGAGGGUUAUCUCCUGGAAGGAAAUGAAAUGGAGGACUGCAAACCUCCCAUUUUACCAGACACUAAGCCUAAAAUCAAUGAGAGCGGGGAUCUUUUGACCAGUUCUGCAAUGCAGAUGCCACAAGUGAAAACUGAGAAGGAAGAUUUUAUUGAACUGUGCACCCCUGGUGUAAUAAAGCAGGAAAAAAUUGGCACAAUCUAUUGUCAAGCUAAUUUCUCUGGGUCAAAUAUGCUAGGAAAUAAAACAUCUGCAAUUUCUGUUCAUGGUGUCAGCACUUCAGGAGGACAGAUCUAUCACUAUGACUUGAACACAGCAUCCGUAACUCAACAACAGGAUCAGAAACCAGUUUUCAAUGCCAUUCCAUCUCAUCCUGCUGGUUCAGAAAAUUGGAAUAGGUGCCAGGGAUCCGGGGAUGAUCUGACAUCAAUGGGGGUUUUGAAUUUUUCUGGCAGAUCUGUCUUCUCCAAUGGGUAUUCAAGCAAAGCAGAUCUUGCUUGCCUGAUCUUUGCAUGUUCAAGAGCAGUGGCAGGGCAGCACAAUUAUCUCUGUGCUGGAAGAAAUGAUUGCAUUAUUGACAAAAUUCGGAGAAAGAACUGCCCAGCUUGCCGCUACCGGAAAUGUCUUCAAGCUGGCAUGAAUCUGGAAGCACGGAAAACAAAGAAAAAAAUAAAAGGAAUGCAGCAAUCCAGCAUGACUGCAGGGAGAGACACUGCUGAAAAUCCUGCAAAUAAGGCUAUAGUUCCUGCCUCCCUGCCACAGCUAACUCCUACCCUGGUUUCCCUACUGGAAGUCAUCGAGCCAGAAGUGAUGUUUUCAGGCUAUGACAGCACAAUACCUGACACAACUUGGCGUAUAAUGUCAACUCUCAAUAUGCUAGGAGGAAGACAAGUUGUAGCUGCAGUGAAAUGGGCGAAGGCAAUACCAGGUUUCAGGAACUUGCAUUUGGAUGACCAAAUGACCCUUCUGCAGUAUUCAUGGAUGUUUCUGAUGGCUUUUGCUCUUGGAUGGAGAUCAUAUAAACAAUCUAAUGGAAGUCUGCUUUGUUUUGCACCAGAUUUGAUAAUUAAUGAGCAGAGAAUGAAUUUACCGUGCAUGUAUGAACAAUGCAAACGUUUGCUGGUAGUUACUAAUGAGCUGGCACGGCUUCAAGUUUCAUAUGAAGAAUACCUCUGCAUGAAAACUUUGUUGCUUCUCUCUACAAUUCCCAAGGAAGGCUUGAGGAGUCAGACCUUGUUUGAUGAAAUUCGUAUGACCUACAUCAAAGAGUUGGGGAAAGCCAUAGUGAAGAGAGAAGGGAACUCCAGCCAGAACUGGCAGCGAUUUUAUCAACUGACAAAACUCUUGGAUUCCAUGCAUGAUGUGGUUGAGAAUCUUCUAAGCUUCUGCUUCCAAACGUUUUUGGAUAAAUCCAUGAGUAUUGAGUUUCCAGAAAUGUUGGCAGAAAUCAUCAGCAAUCAGUUACCAAAAUAUUCAAAUGGGAAUAUCAAGAAACUCUUAUUUCAUCAGAAGUGACUGCCUUAAUACAGAUAGAUUGCCUUAAGAAAAAAAAGUCAAACUAUAGCUUCUUUUUUAUAUAAACUAAAAGACUUGUUAAUUUGUCCUUGCAAUUAUAUUGGGUGUUCUUGUUUUUGUUUUGUAAUUAUGCACUACAUGUGGUUUACAGAGGGCCAAGACCUAGGUUUCAGAAGCGGAUGCCUCAAACUGAAUGAUUACAGGAAGAAGGAAAGGAAAUAUGGCUUGGGAUUUUUCCUCCACAUAUACCAUCGUAUUGGCAGUAUAGGAUGCACCAAAAACAGUGGUGUCAAGUUCAGAAUCCUCAUUGUCAACAUUCUGCUAGGAAUUUCUGUAGUUGGCUGGAUUUUUUUUUUUAAUAGGUUUUUGUUUUGGUAUAGAUUUUUUGUAUAGUUAAGGUAGCAUUUUUUGAUUUAUGCAUGUAACAUGAAGAAAGUUUACAACUGUAUAUCAGAAAAGGGAAGUUGUGCCUUUUAUAGCUAUUACUGUCUGGUUUUAGCAAUUUCCUUUAACUUUAUAUACAGUGAAGCUUGCUCAUUUUUUCUUACAUAAUUUUUGUAAAACUUCAAGAUGCCUAUUGUACAGCUGUUUUUUAAAAGUGGGGCAGCUCAUAGCUUAAUGACCUCUAGAUAUUAAUCCUUAAGUAUACUCAUAUACUAUAGGUCGGCUUUUCUAAUCUGAUGCAGACAGUCAUAGUAACUCUCCUAAAUUUGGCCUAUAAAUUCAGCCUUCUUCAGUGCAGGAUAGGGAUUGAAACGUAUUCCAAAUGUAAUCUGAAUACUGGAACUGCUUAGUUUUGAUAUCGGUCAAACAUGUUUUAUGAGCUAUUAGAAAACUAGCUCUGUCUUAAAUAGGUGUGUGAACACAAACCUUUUUUAAAAAAAGAAAAGCAGCCUACAUAUUUGCAUUUAAUGCAAUAGCCAUAAUUCUAAGAAUUGUAGGCUGAGUUGAUGCUAAAAAGAUCAGUCUGGACUGCCCAUCAGGAAACCUUCAGGAAAAUAUGCAUAAUUGUUUAAAAGUUUACUUCUAAAUGGAGAAAUUAACAUUUUUCCAUACUCAGUUUAUUGCCAUAUAAGUGUAUACUUUUCUGUGUAUUGAGUGUAUAUUAUAUAUACAGUGCCACAAUCCAGAUAGCUGUAGUGUGCAGAACAAAAAUGAUGUGCACAGAAAUUGGCAUAUCUAAACUGUUUUCCUUGCACGUACAUAAGAAGCAGAAAAUCUGCUCUUUUUAAAAAAUAUUAGGAGAACUAUAUUGGUAACCAAUUCAUAUUUUUCACAGCAAAGUGCAAAGUUGCCUCUAUGGGGUUCUCAGAAUUACUGGAUUACAGCCAGUGGCCAAAUUCCAGAGAAGUCUCCUCUCUCCUCCAGGAUGUGAUCCGUACCACCAGCUCUGACCAUCUAUUAGGAAGGGGUUGGGGACACUUGGACUGGCUUAGAGCAGAUAGUGCUCAUCAUCUGUUGAGUAGUGCAUGCUCAGUGCAAAUGGCUCUUGGACAUAAUGAUUUAACACAGCUUUUUGUACUUCCAUAAAAUGGAUCAAGUAUCAGAAGCCAGUUUCUGCUUACAAAUCACUCGCUGGAUUGGGGCAAACGUGUACAAUCCUGACUUUAUUCUAAGUUGAUAGCUACAUUUCUAUUGACUUUAAUGGCCAGGAACUACAUAUAUAUAUAUAUAUAUACACACACACACAUACACGCACACACAAACAUAUAUAUAUAUAUAUAUAUAUGUACAUGUAUACAUACUUUAUAUAUAAAUACAUAUAUAUAAAUAACAUUGAUUUACAAAAUAGUUGUAAUUAUGCCCGACAUGUAUUAUGUUUAUAAAGAUUCUUGGGAAAAACAAGAUUUUUACCUUUAUGCAGACAAGAAAAUAGACCAAAUUACAAGGAAAAAACAACAACCUUUUUUGGAGAAAAUAAAGGUCCCAGACCUAUGUAUGGCUACACACCCAUUUUUACUUUUGUUACCACCUAAAUGAAAUCUGCCUUGUUUCCUAGAGAACAUGAAGAUUCCGCUACUGAUUUUGUGGCUUAGAGUAGAACUUUGUCUCUGUAUAGCUCCAACCCUUCUGUAUCAAACUACUAGUGUGCCAUAAAACAACCAUGUAUGUCCUGUGAAUUUUUCCUUGUUAUCAUUGAUUUAUAUUUUAAACAAUUUGUAAGCUGUAAUAGCCCAUCCUCUGAGCACUUACGAAUGAAAAUUCAAAGCGUAAUGCCAUUCUAAAGGAAGGAAAAAAAGAAUGCAUUUGUUCUAAGUGGCGUAAAUAUUUCUGGCAGGGGGUGGGAAUACAGGGUUUAAUUACCUAACAAAAAUUAACAAGCAAAACACAUUGUGAUGCUACUAAUAUAUUUUUAUCUAAUUGUACUUUCAAUAUUUUUAAUUUGGUAGCGAUGUUUGAAUAAAAAAAGGAAGGGCUACUACAGCUUUUAAAGCAGUUUAUCAGAUUAUUGUAAAAUAGCUUGUAUAGUGUAUCAUAAGAACGGUUUUUAGAUGACAGAUUGCUUUAUCAUGACGUGAUAUAUUUUUUCUAGGGGUCACAAAUGUGUUGAAUGGUAACCCAUACAAAUUGUGGUUCGUCUGGAAGUAUUAAUCCUAGCAGCAUUGUUCUAAAGUUUCUAAAAUGGUACUCUGUUGUUUAUGUUGGUGGUGGUGGUGUUUUCUGUUUCUUUCCUUUUUCAUUUUGGGUUUUUGUUUUGUUUGUUUUGUUUUAGAGGCACUUACUCAUAUCUGGUGAGAGUUCCUGGGGCUGAAAUCUAAAUCCGUUUAACCGCUGUAAGGAAAAUCCAGCCUGUGUGCUUGGUCCCCUCACAUUCCAGGACUAAGCCUGCAGCAACUGUGCAGGUUUAUUGGAAGACCCACCUACACACACUGCAAAAAAUCCCAUAAUGGACGUAGUGUGUGUAUGUACACAUUUGCCUAUAUGCUCACACUACCUGGGGUUACUUUCACGCAUAGCCUCACAGAGCACAGCAAAACAGCUAAACAAAUUUGGCAAUAAAUGCAUACAGGUACCAGCAAUAUGUAAAUAAUAGAGCAUAGUUUGAUCACAGUCUACUAAAUAAAUUUCUAAUUCAACAAAAAUAUUCCUAGUUAAAAAUAGGAAUUUUAUUUGAGCUAUUUUUUAUUUUAUUUUUUUAUUUUUAUUUUUUUAUUUUUUUGGUCUUUUCUUAAUCCUCGUUUUAAACGUUAGGCAUAUAAAUGAGAACCACCCCCCAGCUGUUAUAGCCAAUAUUUGGGCAUAAAAUAACACAUUUUAAUAACAGUAAUCAUUCUUGUUUGUGGUUUCUGUGCACUCCCACAAUGAAGUGCUGCACCUGUGCACUGCAUCUUAGGAACUUCCUAGAGCACUAGUCGAAAAUGUUGGCACUCCUGCACUUCCUUCUGGCCAGAGGCAAGCCUCUCUGUAUAUGCCUUGUUGGGAAAGAGAAGAACAUGCACCUGUUUCCCACACAUUUCUCUUGCUACCAUAGAGAAGCAGCCUUGUUGGGGGUGUUUUGUGUAUUGUUCUGUGAGCUUUUUCCUUAGGAGUGCCAGCUUCCUGACUAGAGCUCUAGAAGCCAUAGAGCACAGUUGUGUUAUUGCAUAGAUGACCACUUAAAGAACACCCAGAAACAGGUAAGCAACCUGUCUUUCUUCUUGAAUAAGCUCUUAAAAGUAUGUAUGCUUAACAGUUUAUCUAAGCUUUGGAGAGUAUUUUAACAGUAGUUUGCAAACUGUUGGGAUAAAAAUGUGUAAUCCGCCUGUUUUUAGCUAAUGCUAACAGACCCAAGUAUUUGGUUUCCAAAAAAUAAAAAAGUCCUGAAAAUAUAACGCAUGAGGAAAAUUUGGAACGUUCCACUUGGGAAGUGAUGUGUAUUAAGCUUUUGAAUACUUGAUACCAAGCUUACAAAAGCUAGUAGUGUGCACUUUGACACAUGUAUGUGUAUUUGUUUACCAACACAAGAGAGAUGUACAGAAAUCAGUACUAUGACUACAUUCAUACAAGUAUUUAGUGGUGGGAAAGAGGCUCUAAUUCUUUGGUUUUAUGUAUUUGUUCAGUUUAUGAACUUUCUUUUUUUAAAAAAAAUAUGUAAAUGCUGAUUCCGGAAGAGAACUUAAAAAUUUUAAUGUGCUGUUAAGGAUUUUAACACAAGCCAUCUAAAAGUACAUAAGCAUUCAGCAAAAUGUGUUUCUUGUCUGGCUAGUCUUUUUCAUGCUGGGAGAAAUCAGCACUUCAAAUAAAGCAGGGAAAAUUCUGACUUCUGUCUCUUCAGUGCCUUGCCACAUCAUGCUGACAUGGAAGUGAUUUGGAUAGCCCCAGAUAUGCAUGCUAUACGCUAUAAUUGCACAUGACAAUUAAUAGGAAUAGUUGUUCUUAGGAUAUGUUAGGGCAUGCAGUUGGAGAGGAGAAAUUUUAUGGCUCCUGUACCAGUAAUCAAGGAUGAGAGCCUUAGGCUAUAAACCUGAGCAUACCUAUUUAUGAGAUAAACCAGAUUCAGAUCUGUGAGACUGAUGUGCUUACCAUUGGUUUGCAAAUCUUGCCAGCCAGAGUAAACCAAAAAUCCAGUAUUAAAUUAUCUUGAAAACAGCAGAGAAGUACAAAGUACACACAAGUCUAGAAACAAGUGCCAACCUACCUUUUAAAGAUGCAGCCUCUUAGCUUUCCAACAUAGCUACAUACUACAUAACUACAAAAGAGUAUAAGACAGGGAGUGAAGAAAUGAGGACUAAGGGUAGCCCUCUUUGCCAUACACCUUAACAUGAUUGAUUGCAAAUAUCCAGGAGCAUCAGAUUCAUAGACUAGGCAAUCAAGUCUUCAUUUUUUUUUUUCAGCAUGCAGAAAGUUGUUGGUAUGUUAAUUACACGCAGUGAUGUGGUGUGUAUUCUGAUAAGGAUUAUGAAAAAACUUAACCAUCUUACACUUAUAAAAAACAAAAAGAAACCAUCCUUUAAUAAUAUAGAAUGUUCAAGCAGAUAACCAUCCACCCCCAGUUUUUUUUUUUAAGAGUCUGACAUCCUUUAAUAGUAAAUAUAGCCACCCACAAAGGACACUUGUUUUACCCAGAGGGAUACUAUCAAACGGGGUCUGGAUGUCUGUAAUUCCUGAAAAUCUAACUGAACCCUCCAGAAGAAUUGGAGAAAAGGGGGUGCUCCAGGAGGUGUAUCCUGUUUGGAGGUGGGCUGUUACUAUUCCGAAGCAAAGUUAAAGUGAAUCCAAAGAUUUCCUCCUACUUGCAUAGACAGUGUCCUGAGAAACUCCUACAGAAUCUACCACUAUAUCAAUACUUCCUCUCUUGUAAGCUGCAGAACUGCAUUCCACUCCCAAUUCUUAAGACCUGCCUAAAUUAUAAUGGAGACUAUUUUAGGAGUGUUUAAUGCCUCCUAAUUGUUGAGCUUUCUUGAGUACUGUAUGCAGUUUCCAUCAUUUUUAUGCCCCCACCCCAUGUCAGUUCAGUGAGUUCUUUAAAAAUCAGAUACGCACAAAUGGAGGGGCUGUGAAACAUUUCAGUGUAAUAGGAACCCAAUAUUCUGGUGCUGUAGCCUAUAUUUCAGAGGAAGGAACUGGCAAAACCACCUCUGAGUAUUCCUUGCCUUAGAAAACCCAAUGGGGUUGCCAUAAGUUGGCAUGUGACUUGGAUGGCACACACACACAUUUUAGGAAAGUGCGUUAUGGGGAGGAAGUGGGGCAAAUCAUGGGGGGAGAAUAACACUUCUUCUUUGUGAUUUAAACAAAUGGGUCUGAUCUGCACCUGGCUAGAGUAGCAGCACAGAUCAGGCCAAUUUGUAUCAGUUUACAGAUGAAAAAGAACCGCAGUUACAGGUGUGCAACCUGUUCUUUCUUAAUAGCCUUUGUGGUAGGUUAUGACCCAAGUGUAGGAGGUGUGAAUAAAACAAUUAUGAAAAUGGGUGGCAAGGCCCUGGUGUUUGAGCCACUUUAACUUAAAAAGUAUGUGCUUAAGUACUUUGUAGAAAGGGACCAGAUUUCUCAGCCUCUUUCAGAACUAACCUCAUCCACUACCUGGUCCAUAUUGAAAUCAAUUUGGCUGUUGCUAUGGAUGUACUGAGAUUUUUUUUUACGCUACUGCUGUUUCAUAACAACAAUACUUUCAGGCAACAAAUGAAGCAUCAUAUUAGUGGAAAACAUACAAGGACCCCUUUUGAAGGUUUAUUUUCUGGUUUGAGAAAAAGUAUGAAAAUAGCCAUUUUGCACCACCAAACAAGCUUUAAUAGCACGGAUUCAGUAGUGUGUCAACAUUCUAUUUUGUAUAUUCUCCAAAAGAUAUAUAAUGGGGACAAAUACUAUAUUAUGCUGGUAUAUGGCAUUAUUAAAAAGCUUUUUUCAUUAUUUUUAUCACAGUAAUUUUAAAACAGUGUAAAAAAUUAAAACAAGUGACUCCUGUUUAAAAAUAAAAAUUGUAGUUUUUUAUUCAUGCCGAAUAAGUCUGUAGUAACUGUCUUUUCACCUCCUCAGUGAAAUGUUGGACUGUAAAAUCUUGUGUGGAACUGUUGAGCGUUUUUUUUUUCCUUUUAAAUUUUGCUGUUCUAGUAAAUUCAAAGCCACACAUCUGUACAGAAGUUGCAGUAAAUGUAUGCCAUUUACAGCAAUGCUAAAUAAUGGACAAAAUGACAUAAUAAACAUCUGCUUUUUCAUUA